AAGGAGGGAGGGAAAUAGAGCGAGCGCGCGCCACACACACUACGAGGGAACCCCAUCAGCUGGUAGAGUAACCUUUACAACUCAACACUCAUCGCACGCGCUCAUGCCCAAAAUCCUCAGGAUACCCGCAGAUCUGCUUUUUAAAUGCGAAACAGACACGAAAAAGGUGUUUUAUUUUUAAGCCAAUAAAAAGUACGUGGAAUCGAGGAGCCAGAGCUGGAGAGAAGACGGAAAGCAUGGAGUAUUUCAUGGUACCAGCUCAGAAGGUGCCCUCCUUGCAACAUUUCAGAAAAACCGAAAAAGAAGUCAUAGGGGGCUUGUGCAGUUUAGCGAACAUUCCCCUCACGCCAGAGACUGCGCGGGACCAGGAGCGGCGCAUUCGACGGGAGAUCGCCAACAGCAACGAGCGCCGGCGCAUGCAGAGCAUCAAUGCUGGUUUCCAGUCACUGAAAACACUCAUACCGCAUAGUGACGGAGAAAAACUAAGCAAGGCUGCCAUCUUGCAGCAGACGGCAGAAUACAUCUUUUCUCUGGAGCAGGAGAAGACGCGGCUGCUUCAACAGAACACCCAACUCAAACGCUACAUACAGAAGGAGUUCAGCGGCUCGUCCCCGAAGAGGAGGCGCACGGAGGAGAAGGAUGAAGGCAUCGGGUCUCCAGAUAUUCUGGAGGAGGAGAAGGUGGAGGAUCUUCGGCGAGAGAUGAUCGAACUCCGCCAACAACUGGAUAAAGAACGCUCCGUUCGCAUGAUGCUGGAAGAACAGAUCCGUUCAUUGGAUGCUCACCUGUACCCUGAGAAACUAAAGGUGAUCGCCCAGCAGGUACAGGAGCAACAAGUGCAGACGCAAUCUCUGCUUCAGCUACAACAGCAACAACAAGAACAGAUCGGGAAAGAGAGCACCCCUACCCGCAGCCCACUGGUGUUUUCCCCUGCCACGCCGCCUGCACCCACCCAUCACGCCACAGUAAUUGUUCCUGCCCCAGCGCCGCCUCCCCCUCCCCAUCAUGUCACUGUGGUCACCAUGGGCCCCACCUCCGUGAUCAACACAGCAUCCACAUCACGACAGAACUUGGACACCAUUGUGCAGGCUAUUCAGCACAUCGAAGGCACGCAGGAGAGGAUGGUCGUGCCCGAGGAGGAAAAGCGUCGGGCAGUUAUCGUCACCUCAGGGCGUGUCCUCCCAGACACCGCCGACUCCGACACCGCCUCCGACAACGAAAGGUCCGAGGACUGUUAACUGUCCCAGUCAACCCCCCACCUGUAAUGGGGGGGGGGCACGGAGAGGGGGGAUCAGAGGGGAAGGGCCUCCCACAGAAAUACUCUUUCUUUCUCUAUCCGCUCUCCCUGAUGCUGUCUUCUUCAUACUUGCAUUCGGGACUCAUAAAUAACGUUGACAGACCACAUUACUUGAAGGUUUAUUGACAUGAAAUGAUGUUACAAGAUGUGCUGCAAACAAACAAGCACUCUCAUGUACACAGUACACUGUAACUCCAUAGCACUCUGAUAACUUGAUACGUUCAUAUGCUAUAGAUAUGAACAGAUAUAACAUGCUCUUUUUCAUACUCAAUUGAAUUUUCUUCCGUUUCACCAAUGCACGCUCAUAUGUACUUGAUUUUGUGGAAGAGUCACAAAAUCUACUUGGUAUCUACCACAUGAAAUACAAUACUAAUAGUCUUUCUCUUCUUUGCUCACCUGUGGAGGUAUGGAAGACUGAUUCUGGCCUUUUUAAUGCCUCUGCUACAUCAAUUCCUGUCCCACAUCCUGCCCAUAAGAGGGCAGGUGAGUUUUCUGUUUGGAGGAGCCCAAUCCCCACUCUGCAAGAGGGCAUCUCCAACCCUCAAAGUCUCAUCUCUCAAAACGAACUUUUUAACCUUUGCCCUGCCCCUUCGGGAUUUUUAAAUUCCUCUUUCUGUUCUGGGGAGUUUUGAAGCAUCACUGUGAGCCAAUGAGACUUCAGAAACCUGUUUCCACACCAUGGCUUCCAAUACCUUAGAGGAAAUGUUACUUUUUCUUUUGUCGUUUUUGGUGCAGAUUUGUUUCCAUUGCCGGUGAUCUGUAGGGGAGUGCUUUGGAUCACUAAAGAAUCAGUAGUCAUUUGUCAUGCUUAAACGAACUCCAGAGUUCUCAGUCGAGGGCCAAAAAUAGCCGCCGUUUAGAGGGGCUUCUUGUUGUGUGCACUUUGUAAAUAACGCAAAGUCUUUCCUGUGUCGAUGGAGGGGGACGGUGCACUUAUUGUAGCUCAACUUUACUGGGCUGGGUUCCCAGUAUGCACGUAUGUGUAGGUGAGGCACUCCCUCCGUCAUGUCAAGCAUCCAGUCUUGUCCUCAAGCCCUUCAAAUUCUGGCCAGAUUUUAUGUGUCGUUUGUAUGUCAAGUGGAAUAAGCUAACCGACAGGUAGGUAUACCUGCAAGGAACUAUGACUUUUGCGUGCAAUUCCUAAGCACACAUGCUUGUAGAAGCUUAAAGGUCAUGUUUUAACGGAAGUGUUAAAAAGGCACUACCAGGGUUGUCAUGGCCCUAUUACCGCCUAUGCAGCUCCACACCUUGAUGGCUCUUUCGUCAAGUACCUUUUGGUUCUUGCCCCCAACAAGAGGACACUUUUCGAAGUAUCGUAAUGUCCAUCUGUCCUUAAGUAUAUGCUCUGCAGCCUGUAGUAAUGUUUACAGCUGCACGGAAGAGUGACUAGCCUGUAAUCUCGUGCACUAGCUCGAUGCACUCGCUGGUUCGCUCGGCUCGCUUGAAUGUUUUAUUUUUCCUCUAUCUUGCCGUGUAUGAUGAUUACGUUCAUACAUGUGCCACAGAUAAUCCCAUUGACAAUUUUGCAUUUCCAUAUGAAGCCAUGCGAUACUGUGAUCCCUCUUGAUCCCUGUUAGGAUCAGGAGUGUGUACCCUGUGAACAACUGCCAGGUUUGUAGAAGGAGGCGGUGACUUGCCUUAACACAGCUUCACUGUGCGUGGAAGCACAGAGGCCUGCCUUAAAACUAGCCCUGAAGGUGGCGCUGGAGGGCGGCAGUGAUGGCGCCGCUUCUCGCAGAUGUAUAUGGCUUGACUGUCGCAAAAGUAGCCUGCCCCACGUUCAGCCAUUCUUGCAAGAACAGGGUUGCCGGUUCCAAACAUUCCAGAACAUACUACCACUGCGUUUGUGUUUUGUUGGGUUGCCAGUGGCAAGAUAUAUGGUUUCGCCAUAGAUGAAGAGGUGACGCGUAUCUUUUUUUAAAUUUGAUUGAGAAAAAAAAUGGAAGUGUUAAUGUCCCCCUCCCCUCUUGAAAUAUUACAGGGAAUCCUUUGCUGCUGGACAGAUUGUUUUUCCUUCUGGAUUUUUAAGGUGCUCUGUGGACCUUGUCGUCUUUAUCGCAGUCAAAGACUUCAGGGAACCAGGGCUUUCAGAAAAUGGGCUGGUCGAUUAUUGGCAAAAAAAAAAAAACAAUGUUUUAUUUGAAAUCACGCUUUUGUAUUUGAAUAAUGGUUCGCUUGGGUCGAAGAGACUUCUGUCCUGCUCGUGCUGUCUUUUUGUUUUAUGUUGAAUCUGUAAUAACGGUUUUGUCUUUGAAAACAAAACAAAUCUCAAAUCUCUCUGAUCUCCCAGAUUUGAACAUUUCCUCUACCGAAGCCACAGUGUGUCUUUCUUUUUUUUGUGUACUUUCUACUCACAGAUAGCACUGUAAGAAAUCUAGAGGACAUAUCAGAGGUUGUGUGUGUUGAGGGGAAUGGACGAAUGGGCGAAAAUGAACCUGAAGCACUUACUGUAGUAUAACGUGGAGGGAAUCCUCUUGUUUUCAAAGAGGUCUCUCCUCGAUCAAAGCUCUUUCUGCUGUGAUUUGAACCGCAUAGCUAUGUAACCCUCAACGUUUUCCUAGCACACCACGUCCCUCUGGUCAUCUCUGUUCCUGCAGUCUCCAGACUUGUCUUGUCUCUCAUCCUCUCCCUCUACUCUUUGUCUGUCAUCCCUUUUUAAUAUUUUUGUUUUUGUUGUUUUUUUUUUCUUCAUGUGGGACAGUCAGUCCAUUUGGUUGUUGAGAAGCUAUUGUAUUUUUUUUUUUAAACUGGGUAAAAGAGGCUUGUGCCUUUUGUAA
Molecule: messenger RNA, 4074 nt
Organism: Xyrauchen texanus (razorback sucker)
Lineage: Eukaryota; Metazoa; Chordata; Actinopteri; Cypriniformes; Catostomidae
Product: transcription factor AP-4-like
Exons: 7
Coding region: 237-1238 (333 amino acids)
Biological process (GO): regulation of transcription by RNA polymerase II
Cellular component (GO): nucleus
Molecular function (GO): protein dimerization activity; DNA-binding transcription factor activity, RNA polymerase II-specific; RNA polymerase II cis-regulatory region sequence-specific DNA binding
Source: RefSeq, a predicted model, not a curated record